Benincasa hispida (wax gourd) is the source of this 1356-nucleotide messenger RNA. The record is from RefSeq and is a predicted model, not a curated record. Lineage: Eukaryota; Viridiplantae; Streptophyta; Magnoliopsida; Cucurbitales; Cucurbitaceae.
AUGGUAAUUGUUGACGAAUUACCAUUCAAGUUUGUGGAAGGUAAAGGAUUUAAGAAAUCUGUCGAUAGAUUAACAUGUGCAAGUCAACCUAGAUUUGUUGUUCCGUCUUGGUUUACUGUGGCUAGAGAUGUGCUUAAGUUGUAUGUUAAUGAGAAAAAACAUUUGAAAGACAUGUUUGUGAACAAUAAGUAUAGAGUUUCUCUCACUACGGAUUGUUGGACAUCGGGACAAAAUAUAAAUUACAUGGUUUUACCCAUUGAAAAGAAUUUGAAGGAUUGGGGCAUUGAAAGGGUAUUGACUUUGACUGUUGAUAAUAAAAGUUCGAAUGACACUGUCAUUGCUUAUCUUCUGAAAAGAUUCAAUAAGGGAUUAUUGCUUGGUGGAGAAUUUCUGCAUGUUCAUUGUUGUGCUCGUAUAUUAAAUCUCAUAGUAUGUAAUGCUUUUAAGGAACAUAAUGAUUGCAUUGAAAGGAUUCGAUAUGCUGUACGAUGGAACUCUACAUAUUUGAUGCUUGAGGCAGCUGUGAAGUUUGAAAAGGCUUUUGAUAGAUUAGAAGAUGAAGAUUUUUAUAAUAUAUACGAUUUGUCACCAAAUACGGAAGAUUGGACAAAUGCUAAGAUGUUGAUUAGGUUUUUAAAGGUAUUUUAUGAUGUGACAUUGAAAAUUUCAGGGUCUUUGUACACCACUUCGAAUAUGGUUUUUCAUCAAAUUACAGUAGUUCAGAAUUGUAUACAUUUGAAUGUUGGUAAUGCAAAUGAAAUUCUAGUUGGAAUGGCCAAUAGCAUGAAGGCCAAAUUUGAGAAGUAUUGGGGAACAAUGAAAAAAGUUGUCAAAUCUAUAGGAAAUGUAGUAGAACAAUGUUGUAGACGUCUCUUUCAUGAGUACAGUAUUACUCAUACUCAGAGUGGGAAUGGGAGAGGAAGUAAGAGUACUUGUACUACUACUAAUACACCAAUUAUCUCAGCCUCAAAGACCAUGAUUGAUUGUGAUCCAACUGAAAAAAAUGAAGGUGAUUUUGACAUACUUCAAUGGUGGAAGAGGAGCAGUCAUCGGUUUGAGGUUCUUAGUCGUAUGGCUAGAGAUAUUUUGGCAAUUACAGUAUCUACUGUAGCGUCUGAGUCGGCUUUUAGUAUAGAAGGACGUGUUGUUGAUUCAUCACGUUGUUCAUUGGCUCCAAAAACAGUGGAGGCUUUCAUUUGUACUCAAAAUUGGCUAAAUUCUGGUCCAAUAGAUCUUGAAGUCUAUUAUGACAUGGAAGAAGCUUCAUUAUUUAAAGAAGGAUUCAGAGCGAUUAUGGACAACGAAAAAGACAUUCAAGACCUUCCAGAUGUUGCAAAGUUGUCAGUUAUCGAUUAA